This is a messenger RNA of Ixodes scapularis (black-legged tick), 288 nucleotides long. RefSeq names its product evasin P1074-like. The record is from RefSeq and is a predicted model, not a curated record. The coding region runs from base 1 to 288 and encodes 95 amino acids. Lineage: Eukaryota; Metazoa; Arthropoda; Arachnida; Ixodida; Ixodidae. The transcript is spliced from 3 exons.
AUGGCGUUUAACGUUAUUACCUUUCUUCAAAUGACCGUCUUUCUUGUCAUUUUAUUUAUUAUAAAUCUCCAUUCAACGUCUGCUGGAUCGGAAGAAUCAAGUGACCCUUAUAGUUUUUUGAAUUCCAUUGAGGUCGAAGUUUGCGAUACAAACUGUACAAAGGGUGCAGAUGGAGCGUGGAGCGAGUGCAAUGGCGGCUGCAAAUGUGCACCUCUUGGCAACAGCACAGAAGGCCUAUGCAUAAAUAUUGGUGACUUUGACUUCCCGUCACCGGAAGCAGAAGUCUGA